This is a messenger RNA of Penicillium coprophilum, 318 nucleotides long. RefSeq lists its product as uncharacterized. NCBI's taxonomy places the organism in Eukaryota, Fungi, Ascomycota, Eurotiomycetes, Eurotiales, Aspergillaceae. The transcript has 4 exons. The coding region runs from base 1 to 318 and encodes 105 amino acids. The record is from RefSeq and is a predicted model, not a curated record.
AUGUCCGAUCCCAGACUUGUUGAUAUGGAACCCGGCGGAGAGAGCACUCAGUAUGAGUCUAUCCGCGAGUUCACAGUCAGUCCUUCAAAGCAGACUGGACAACUGGGAAGCCACGAAAAACAUACUAUAACCGAACCGACUCCCAGCCUAGGACCUCAUGCCACAGCACCCCACAAUGACGAGGAUUUACAGGCACAGAAGCUGGGCAUGGGAGUAUUCGCUGACCCAAGUAAAGAUAUGACACAUGACGAGGACGAUGCCGCGACGAAAGCCCGCAGACUGCAAGGGUAUGGGCCUGGGUCUGGUGUCGGGGCUUAG